GAAACACCGAAGAGGAGAGAAAAUCGGUGCAGGCGUUCUAGAAAAGUUUCUGCGCAGUCAGUAAAUUUCAUCGAUUCUCAUUUUGUCGGUAUUUCUCCGACAUCAAGAAAUUUUCUGAAAAAUUUCUCCCUCUCCUGAUAAACGGGCAUAAUGAAUUUACCCUCAAUCUUUUUUCAUCAAUACUCAUCACUGGAGCUGACGUCAUUUGAAAUUAUUGAGCGGGGUUUCACUGGUUGGUUUAACGGUGUCACAUGACCUUGGCUGCGCCGUUGGUUGUUAUUAGUGAAGGAGAGGCGAAGAGGACACGUGGUAGCUGUGUUUAAAUCAAUGUCGGCUAGGAGCAUUUAAACUCUGACCGUCGAUAAGCUACAAAACGAUUUCUUUUUAUCAAUCAUUUUUUUGUUUAUCUUACAAUUCUCAAUAGAACGUCAAAUACUUUUUGGAUUCAAGGCUACUUUAUCUGCUAUAAAAGCCGAACCUUACCUCCCGUCUUUGCUUUUUUGAUCACAGAACCAGUGUUAGUUUUCAACUGUUUGCAUUCCUUGGUUAUUACUGGAAUCAUGGUUAACUUGGGUGAUACAUUCCCUGACUUCACUGCCGACACAACUAUCGGAAAAAUUCGUUUUCACGACUUUAUCAAGAACUCAUGGUCUAUUUUAUUUGCUCAUCCAGCAGAUUUUACUCCUGUCUGCACCAGUGAAUUGGGGCGUGUAGCUAAAUUAGCUCCAGAAUUUGAAAAACGAGGAGUUAAACUUCUAGCCCUGUCCUGUGAUGAUGUCUUGAGCCAUGAGCAAUGGAUUGAAGACAUCAAAUCUUUCGCUUGCCUAGAAACAACCAAAGGUUUUCCAUUUCCAAUCAUAGCUGAUGAAAAAAGAGAAUUGGCUGUAAAAUUGCAAAUGAUUGAUCCUGAAGAGAAAGACAAAGAUGGACUACCACUCACCUGCAGAGCAGUUUUUGUCAUUGGUCCCGACAAGAAAUUGAAACUCUCUAUGUUGUACCCAGCAAGCACUGGCCGUAACUUUGAUGAAAUUUUAAGAGUUGUUGAUGCUCUGCAACUUACUGACAAGAAACAUGUUGCAACUCCAUCUGACUGGAAGCAAGGGGGAGAGCUCAUGGUUUUACCUGAUGUCAAAGACGAAGAUAUUCCAAAAUUAUUCCCCUUGGGUGUCAGAUACAGACAAGUGCCUUCCGGAAAACAAUACCUGCGUCUUACUCCACAAGACGAUAGAUGGUGAACUAAUCAAUAGGAUACAUUUGUUUAUCAAAGAACUUUUAGGUUAAAACCACAAUCAAAAUAUGAAUCAAAUCUUGAUUGAAGUGCCAUUGUUUCAAAUGAUGGUUGAUUGUGCAUUUCCGGUACAUGAUUAAUGUCAUUUUUCAUACUUUGUCAUUUAAAUAAAAUUAAGUUUUUUGUUUAA
This is a messenger RNA of Uloborus diversus, 1418 nucleotides long. It is a transcript of the gene Prx6a, whose product is annotated as peroxiredoxin-6-like. NCBI's taxonomy places the organism in Eukaryota, Metazoa, Arthropoda, Arachnida, Araneae, Uloboridae. The record is from RefSeq and is a predicted model, not a curated record. Gene Ontology annotation, cellular component: mitochondrion; cytosol. The transcript has 6 exons. Gene Ontology annotation, molecular function: peroxiredoxin activity. Bases 561 to 1235 code for a protein of 224 amino acids. Gene Ontology annotation, biological process: cellular oxidant detoxification; cell redox homeostasis.